GAACGCAGCACUGCUAACAGGAAUUAGCUUAACGCUACUGUAAAACAUCAACACUGUAGCCAUAACGAUCAUGUCUUUUAAACGAGAAGGGGAUGACAAAAGUCAGCUCAAUAUCCUUAAGAAAAGGCGUGUGGCAGACCUUCUAUCUAAUUUCAUUCCAGAAGAUGAAGCUACUCUUUUGAAAAAUGGAAGAUACACUUGUCUUGUGUGCUCCUACCGUCCAGUGUUUGAUACAGUUGAUAUGCUGACAGUCCACAGACAAGGAAAGAAGCAUCUGGAAGGGUUAAAAGCAUUUUAUGGCAAAAAAGCAAAACUGAAGAAUGAAAUAACAAAAAGGCAACAUGACAACUACAUCCAGGCUGAAGACAUACAGGAUCCGUCUGGUUCAGCCCCUUUACUGGAACAAACCCGGAAGCUCACUCGUCACGCUUUACUCAAGACCGUCCCAUAUAACAGCUGCCACAGAAAAACCAGCACAAAACCAGGAAGAAUACCAGCCGCUUCCGGAAACACGUGCAACAAAACGCAACCUGAAGGCUUGAAAAAUGAAGUUUCAGAUCAUUUACCAGCGAGCAGUUCUAGUGACUGUAAUACAGAGUCAUUACUGACAACGGGAUGGAAGACUGCAGCAACACCAGAUGCAGAACCUCUAACAGCCCAGAGGAAGAUGGAGCUGGAGCACUACCUCAAACUGAAAAGCGAUGGAUGGGUGCGAGACCUGAGCGGCCGUUGGGUUAAAGAUGAGAAUGUGGAGUUUGAUUCAGACGAGGAGGAGCCCGCUUCACUUUCCCCACCAUCUACAAAUCACUGAGAUGAUGUGAGGAAACUCACAAAACCUUGUACCACGAUGAUGUAACCAGAACUGUGUUAGCACUAUUUGUUAAACAGAUUAUAUCAUUUAUCAACUCUUUGUAAAGUUUUAAAGAUAUACAUCAAUACAUUUUUUUUAUAUUUAUUUCAUUUUAUCACUUAAAA
Messenger RNA from Nematolebias whitei (Rio pearlfish), 975 nucleotides. It is a transcript of the gene scnm1, whose product is annotated as sodium channel modifier 1. The record is from RefSeq and is a predicted model, not a curated record. Lineage: Eukaryota; Metazoa; Chordata; Actinopteri; Cyprinodontiformes; Rivulidae. Gene Ontology annotation, cellular component: nucleus. The transcript is spliced from 8 exons. Bases 71 to 811 code for a protein of 246 amino acids. Gene Ontology annotation, biological process: RNA splicing.